This is a messenger RNA of Fulmarus glacialis (Northern fulmar), 758 nucleotides long. RefSeq lists its product as uncharacterized. The annotation marks the transcript as partial. The record is from RefSeq and is a predicted model, not a curated record. NCBI's taxonomy places the organism in Eukaryota, Metazoa, Chordata, Aves, Procellariiformes, Procellariidae. The transcript has 7 exons.
AUGACAGAUCCUUCAGUGGUGGAUCACCUGACACGACUGAAACUCAAACUCCUAGAAAAGAGACUAGAAAAUGAACAGCAGAACCUACAGAAGAUGGAGUCACCUCUCCCAGCUGCAAGGAACAGAUGUGAGGAUAUGCUCCGAAGUGCCCUAAGGCGAAGGAAAGAUCUUGUGCAGGAUCUUAGGGAGCAGCACCUUCUGGAAGAACUUUCACAGCCCCCUGCACCAGCUGGAGGACACUGUCAUAACCACAGAGCUGCCUCCCCGCAUGUCUACCAGAUACCUUUUCCAGCUCCCCAAGCGGAGCCACCAAGGAUUAUCCAGCAGACAAUGCCGCCUCAGCCUGCCACCAUCAUCCAGCAGUUACCUCAGCCGCCCCCACUGAUCACGCAGAUCACCCCUGCCCAGCCUUUUGCAGCCCCCCGCUCCGGAAGCAUUAAAGAAGAUAUGGUAGAGAUGAUGCUGAUGCAGAACGCUCAGAUGCACCAGAUUAUCAUGCAGAAUAUGAUGCUGAAGGCUCUGCCACCGAUGGCGUUCGCACAGUCUGCUGGAGCCAGCUCUCCCCUGCUUCAGCAUGCACAGCAGGACCUGCAGUUUGCUGCUCCCUUGGCUGUGAAAGCAGACAAGCCCAGGCCAUCUGCGGUGCACCACCACCACCACUACCCUGCCACAGGGGUGCUCCCAGUGCCCCAUGAGGGCUUCCCGUCCACAUCCACGGCACAGCACUGGACCAGUAGCAUGCUCCCCGCCCUGCCUAC